Messenger RNA from Vidua macroura (Pin-tailed whydah), 478 nucleotides. RefSeq names its product 3'-5' RNA helicase YTHDC2-like. NCBI's taxonomy places the organism in Eukaryota, Metazoa, Chordata, Aves, Passeriformes, Viduidae. Bases 209 to 478 code for a protein of 89 amino acids. The record is from RefSeq and is a predicted model, not a curated record. Gene Ontology annotation, molecular function: nucleic acid binding. The transcript is spliced from 2 exons.
GUGCCACGUUUUGGCCACAGCCAUACACAUACCUCGGUACUAGGCAGGCUUGGCCCUACCGUCGGGAAAAGAGCCAAUUUCCUUCCCUUCGGGCCGACGGGGCUGUGGGUGACUCCACGCAGGCCCCGCCCGCCGCCAGCGCCGCCCCUCGGGCCGAGCAGCUGCGGCCCCCGAUCCGUGUGGGGCCGUGUGGGGCCGUGUCGGGGCCAUGUCGCGACACAGGCGGGUUCUGCGGCGGCAGCCCGGCGGGGCUGCGGGGGACUGGGCUGCCGGCGCCGCGGGGCGCGCCCGGGCCGAGGCCCUCAGGGAGGUCGGCGUGGACGAGGUGGUGGAAAUGGCGGUGCAGCUCGCCCUGGAGCGGUUCCGGAGCGGGGACGAGGCGGAGAUGGAAUUUCCUUCUAGUUUCACUAGUACUGAAAGAGCAUUUGUUCACCGUCUCUGUCAGUCUCUUGGACUGGUAUCUAAAAGCAAAGGGUGA